Molecule: messenger RNA, 2698 nt
Organism: Grammomys surdaster
Lineage: Eukaryota; Metazoa; Chordata; Mammalia; Rodentia; Muridae
Product: zinc finger protein 354A
Exons: 6
Coding region: 1-2130 (709 amino acids)
Biological process (GO): regulation of DNA-templated transcription
Molecular function (GO): RNA polymerase II cis-regulatory region sequence-specific DNA binding; DNA-binding transcription factor activity, RNA polymerase II-specific
Source: RefSeq, a predicted model, not a curated record
AUGGAAUGCAUGCACUGCCCGGAGAGGCCAGAAGGGGAUGUUGGAACCCAGGCGCUGCAGUUACAGGCCAUUGUGAGCAACCGAUAUGGCUGCCAAGCAAUCCGUGUAUCAGAUGAGUCCCAGACAAACCGAAGAACUUCAAAUCCCAGAGUCCCCGGGUCUCAAAGUGGACUACAUUUCCCAGAGGCCUCCGCGGCCCCCACCCUCGGACCCCAAGCUCUGACCCCCCGUGAGCCUUCGCGGGUCUUAGGGCGUCUGUGGCGCGGUUCCAGGCUCGGGGCCAAGGUCCCUGGGCAGAGUCCUCAUGCGCGGCGGCUCGGAGCAUAUGUGAGGUGCGGCGGGAGCCGGGGCGGGGAGGAUCCUCCUUUAUCUUCACCCAUCUUUGGAAAAAGAACCUACAGAAAGAAGAUGGCUCCUGAGCAAAGGGAAGCGGCGUCUCAGGUGUCAGUGACGUUUGAAGACGUGGCUGUGCUCUUUACUCGGGAUGAGUGGAAGAAGCUGGAUCCCUCCCAGAGAAGCCUGUACCGUGAGGUGAUGCUGGAGAACUACAGCAACCUGGCCUCGCUGGCAGGAUUCCUGUUUACCAAACCAAAGGUGAUCUCCCUGCUGCAGCAAGGAGAAGAUCCUUGGAAGGUGGAGAAAGAAGGCCCUGGAGGCUUCUCUCUCGGAUUGAAGUGCAGUCAGAGAACCACUAAGUCAACUCAAACACAAGGCUCUUCAUUUCAGGAACUGAUUGUGAGAAAAUCUAAAAGAAAUGAACCUUUGAACAUGAAGUCAGAAAAUCUUUUCAUACUUGAAGACAAAUUAGAAGGAAAGUGGGAUAAGAGUACUUUGACUAUAGAAAGAAGCCAUGAAAACAAUAAAUUGAGCCCAGAGUUGCACAGAGAAAAAGGGUCAUCAGAAUGUGAAAAGCAGAUAUCAUAUUUGUCUAAUCCACCAGGAAUAACACCAGAUAAACGCUAUAAAUGUAGUAUGUGUGAAAAAACCUUCAUUAACACCUCAUCUCUUCGUAAACAUGAGAAAAACCAUAGUGGAGAGAAAUUAUUUAAAUGUAAAGAAUGUUCAAAAGCCUUUAGCCAAAGUUCAGCCCUUAUUCAACAUCAAAUAACUCAUACUGGAGAGAAGCCUUACGUAUGUAAGGAGUGUGGGAAAGCCUUCACUCUCAGUACAUCCCUGUAUAAACAUCUAAGAACCCAUACUGUAGAGAAAUCCUACAGAUGUAAGGAAUGUGGAAAAUCCUUUGGCCGCAGGUCAGGUCUUUUUAUACACCAGAAGGUCCACGCUGGAGAAAAUCCUCAUAAAUAUAACCCAGGAAGGAAGGCAUCUACCUCCCUUUCAGGAUGCCAGAGAAUUCAUUCCAGAAAGAAGACCUACUUGUGUAACGAAUGUGGCAACACCUUUAAGUCUAGUUCAUCCCUUCGUUAUCAUCAGAGGAUCCACACCGGAGAGAAACCUUUCAAAUGUAGCGAAUGUGGCAGGGCCUUCAGUCAGAGUGCAUCACUUAUUCAGCAUGAAAGAAUCCACACUGGAGAGAAGCCCUACAGAUGCAGCGAGUGCGGGAAAGGCUUCACUUCUAUCUCAAGACUCAACAGACACCGAAUCAUUCACACAGGAGAGAAGCUGUAUAAUUGCCACGAGUGUGGCAAAGCCUUAAGUUCCCACUCAACUCUUAUCAUUCAUGAGAGAAUCCACACUGGAGAGAAACCAUGCAAAUGUCAAGUGUGUGGGAAAGCCUUCCGACAGAGUUCAGCUCUGAUCCAACAUCAGAGGAUGCACACCGGGGAAAGACCCUAUAAAUGUAACGAGUGUGGGAAAACGUUCAGGUGUAACUCAUCCCUAAGUAACCAUCAGCGAAUCCACACUGGGGAGAAACCUUACCGGUGUCAGGAAUGUGGGAUGUCAUUUGGACAAAGUUCAGCUCUUAUUCAGCACCGAAGGAUCCACACAGGGGAGAAACCCUUUAAAUGUAACACCUGUGGGAAAACCUUUAGGCAGAGUUCUUCGCGUAUCGCACAUCAGCGAAUUCACACUGGAGAGAAACCCUAUGAAUGUAACACAUGUGGGAAACUUUUCAACCAUAGGUCAUCCCUUACCAAUCAUUAUAAAAUUCAUGUGGAUGAGGACCCUUAAAAAGCAACUUUGCAUGUGCAAAAGCCUUAAACCAAAGCUCUUCAGAGAAUAUGUGCUUGAGAGAUGUCAUAAAGAUAAGAUGGGGGCCCUAUGAUCAUUUAGUUAUUAUUCACUAAAUUCAAUGGAUAAAUUUUGUGUAACAGGUAGGGGCAAAAUAUUCAUGCCUGUCCAACACUUUAAAAAAUGACUUUAGAUCCAGUGGUUCAUACGUGUCAUCCUAGCUACUGGGGCCCCUGAAGCAUGAGGAUUGCUUGACUCCAUGAGUUUGAAGCAGCCUGAACAAACCUAGGGAGAUUUCCAUCUCAAAAGAUUAGUAACCUGAAAUGAAUUUACAACUGAAGGCCUUGACUUCAGGUAUUUGUAAAAUGGUGCUUUUCUCUCUGCAGCAGCGUGUGCUAAAUACAAUUGUAAUCGUAAGUAUCUAAGUGAACAGACCAGUGCGCUGGACUUCUCAUUAGCAAAACACUAAACUCGACUGUGGUGAUAUUUUUUAUACCAUUUUAAUAACAUCCAAAAGGGAUCAACACAUUUUUAAGAAAAAAGAGCCAAAAUAAAAGAUUUAAAUGAA